Molecule: messenger RNA, 1958 nt
Organism: Zea mays
Lineage: Eukaryota; Viridiplantae; Streptophyta; Magnoliopsida; Poales; Poaceae
Exons: 3
Coding region: 222-1673 (483 amino acids)
Biological process (GO): chitin catabolic process; carbohydrate metabolic process
Cellular component (GO): extracellular region
Molecular function (GO): chitin binding; chitinase activity
Source: RefSeq, a predicted model, not a curated record
AGGCAAAUACGCCCAGCAUCGCGAUCUCCCUCGUCUGCAUCCGUAUCCGGCAGUCUGAUGCGGGACAGCUACGAAACGCAAUCAGGGGUCGUCAUCCAUGUCUUCCCCCACCAAACCACUGGCUGACUCAAAGCGAUGCGCAGCUCCGUAACCACUUCGUCCUCACUUCUCAGUCCACCUUCCCGCCGCAACCACUUCACCACCUCAUCCCAUUCCCAGCAAUGGAGCUAGUAGCGUGGCUCGUCAUCGUGUUCUCAGUCUCCCUCGCUGGGCUCCUGCCAGUGGUCUCGGCGUCGACGACGACACCGCAGCAGCAAUGUGGCGGCAAUAAUGUCGGACCUGCCGGAGUGAGAGCAGGCUACUGGUCGCCGUCCUCGAACCGCUACUCCGCGGUCGGCAGCAUCGACGCGUCCCUGUACACGCACCUCUACUACAGCGCGGUGACCAUCGACGAGACGAGCUACGCGGUCGCUCCGCCUCCGCCGACGGCCGAAGACGCCUCGCUGCUCGCCGCUUUCUCUGGCGCGGUCAAGUCCGCGAGCCCGUCCACCAGGACCGUGCUGUCCGUGGGCACGGACGAGUACAGGGUGGGCGAGUCGAACGCCGCCUUCUCCAGGAUGGCGUCGGACGCGGGCCUCCGGGCGGUAUUCAUCAACUCCUCCCUGAACCUGGCCCGCGCCAACGGCUUCGACGGCCUGGACCUGUCGUGGAUCUUCCCGGCCACGCAGGCGGACAUGCAGAACCUCGGCGCCCUGCUCGCGGAGUGGCGGGCGAGGAUCACGGAGGAAUCCGUCGCCAAGUCUUUGCCUCCUCAACCUCAACCCCUUCUCCUCACCGCGACGCUCUACUUCUCCAACCACCUGUUCGGCACGCCCGACGGCAACCUCGACUACCCCGUGGACGCCAUCGCGAGCAGCCUCGACUGGGCCAACGUCCUCACCUUCGGCUUCCGCGGGGACAGCGGCGUCACCGCGGCCGACGCGCCGCUCUACGACACGUCCUCGCACUUCUCGGCCAGCUACGGCGUGGUCUCGUGGCUGGACGCGGGGCUCCCUCCGUGCAGGCUGGUGAUGGGGAUACCUCUGUUCGGGAGGUCGUGGUUCCUCAGGAACAAGGCCAAGAACGGGCUAGGCGCGCCGGCCGCCGCCGCCGGGACGAAGCAGAGGAGGAGCAACCAGACUGGGAUAAUCGCGUACGCGGAGACCGAAGAGUACCUGAGCUCUCAAGGCACCGUCGUCACCUACGACGACCAGUCGGUGGCGGAGUAUUUCUGCAGCGGUGACCUCUGGGUCAGUUUCGACGGCGCGCAGGUCGUGCAGCGGAAGCUGGAGUUCGCGGCGAGGUCUCAGUUGCUCGGCUACUUCCUCUGGACCGUCGGCUUCGACGAUUCGAACAGCACAAUCUCCAGGAAAGCAUCGGAGUCAUGGCACCAGUAUGCUCAGGGUGGUUUUGGAAUCAUGCACGCAGGAGGUUCAAACCAAUACGUUGCAUUUAACUCGUCUUCAGUAUCACUUGGUGUAUUUGUUGACUUCUCUCACAGACGCUCUUUGCCAAGAACAAGUGUCGCAUCAAGUGUAGGGCUGGACGAAAUGCUCGUGGCUCGCUGGCUCGCUCGUUUUAUGGUCAGCUCGGCUCGACUCGGAUCGGCUCGUUUGAAUUUUGUCACGAGCUAAGCUGACAUCCUAGCUCGAUUAGUUAACGAGCCAGCUCGGUUCGUUAACGAGCCAGCUCGUGAGCUAAACGAGCUACCAUAUUCUAGUAAAACGAAACUAUAUACAUAUCAUUUAUAGAAUAAUUGAUGAACAUGUUAUAUAUAUGUGAGGUGUCUAUGACCUAUGAAUUAAACUAAUGAUUAAUGAACUAUGUCUAUGUGUUAAUUUGGUCUAUGCAAAUAUAAUUAUGGGUUAAACUGAUGAACAUGUAUGUGAAUUGUGAAUUAAUGAAUGAUGAAUUAUGCU